This is a messenger RNA of Ahaetulla prasina, 1692 nucleotides long. It is a transcript of the gene FGG, whose product is annotated as fibrinogen gamma chain. The transcript is spliced from 9 exons. The coding region runs from base 107 to 1417 and encodes 436 amino acids. Gene Ontology annotation, cellular component: fibrinogen complex. Gene Ontology annotation, molecular function: signaling receptor binding. Gene Ontology annotation, biological process: platelet activation; blood coagulation; protein polymerization. NCBI's taxonomy places the organism in Eukaryota, Metazoa, Chordata, Lepidosauria, Squamata, Colubridae. The record is from RefSeq and is a predicted model, not a curated record.
UCUUAAACUGCCUGUGCACAGUUUUGAGAACAAAUUCAGUCCACAAACUCACAUUGGUUAAGGACUGCCUUUCCUGUGUUUGGCGGUUCUGGAAGCUACAGACGCAAUGCUCCCAAAAUUUCACAAGUGGCUGCCUCUUCUGUUUUUCUUCUUUUCAACUUGUACUGCAUAUUUUGCCACACGUGAAAACUGCUGCAUCUUGGAUGAACGAUUCGGCAAUUUUUGUCCUACAACAUGCGGCGUUGCAGAUUUCAUAACCAGAUAUCAUACAGACGUCGAUCGAGAUCUUCAGAUUCUUGAACAAUUGUUGGGGGACAUCUCUAACUCUUCAGGAGUAACUGACAGUUUAAUACGCCAGAUCCGACAAGUGCAUGUCUCACAGCCAGCAGCUCAGUCAAAUGUGAUUCCAGGUUAUACACAGAAAUCCAGACAAAUCAUUGAUGAAAUUGUCAGAUAUGAAAACAUCAUUGUGGGCCAUGAAAAUACUAUACAGCAAUUGACAGACAUACUGAUAUUAAACAAUAACAAGAUACAGUUACUAAAGCAGAAAACUGCUCAGCUCGAGGCACAGUGUCAACAGCCAUGUAAAGACACUGUCCAGAUACAAGAAUUAACUGGAAGAGAUUGUCAAGACAUUGCUAAUAAAGGUGCCCGGCAGAGUGGACUGUACUUCAUAAAACCCGUAAAAGCCAAGCAACAGUUCCUGGUGUUCUGUGAAAUUGACAAUCUAGGCAAUGGGUGGACAGUUUUACAGAGGAGGCUUGAUGGCAGUGAGGACUUCAACAAAAACUGGAUUCAAUAUAAGGAAGGAUUUGGACAUCUGUCACCCAAUGACAAUACAGAAUUCUGGUUGGGAAAUGAAAAGAUUCAUUUAAUAACUACUCAAACUACAGUUCCAUAUGCCUUGAGAAUAGAGCUGGAGGACUGGAGCAACCAAAAAAGCUAUGCAGAUUAUGCCCAUUUCAAAUUGGGAAAUGAAGCUGACAAAUACCGUAUGAUCUAUGCCUACUUUGCUGGGGGCGAAGCUGGGGAUGCCUUUGAUGGGUUUGAUUUUGGAGAUGAUCCCAGUGACAAAUUUUUUACUUCUCACAAUGGCAUACAGUUUAGCACGCAUGACAACGAUAAUGAUAAAUAUGAAGGCAACUGUGCUCAACAAGAUGGAUCUGGGUGGUGGAUGAACAAAUGUCACGCCGCCCAUCUGAAUGGCAAAUAUUAUCAAGGAGGUGUUUAUAGCGAGAAAGACUCAGGUCCACAUGGCUAUGACAAUGGCAUUAUCUGGGCAACUUGGCAUGAUCGAUGGUACUCCCUCAAGACAACAGUUAUGAAAGUCAUUCCUUUCAGCAGACUUGCAAUUGUGACAGGGCAACAAAGUGGAGGAGUAAAAGAUGUUGAUCUUGGAAACCGUGGAGACAUUUAGAAAAACAACUGCCUCUGCAAAGGCAACAAUGAACAUAAACGCUAUUUGUUCUUCUGUCCUAUGUAAAAUGUCAGAGCGAUUGAAUUUUGUUCAUAUUGUUUACAAUAAAACGGCAGGUUCAUGACAAAAAGUGUUUUUUUUUAAAAGAAAAAAAAACCAUCUUGUUUUCUAAUAAACAUAUGACAAUUACUGAUCGUUUAAGUUCUGGCAGUGUCUAUUGUUUUAAUUGACUUUAAAAGAUGAUGCUAUAGAUCAGGGGUCUCCAACCUUGGUCC